AUGGAAGAGGAAAGUGACAGAAUAACAGUGCCAAAUUGGUUUGAUCUUCCGAUUGAUUUGACAGCAAACAUCCUUCAGAGGCUUGGUACGUUUGAAAUUCUGAGGAGUGCAUGCCGAGUGUCCCCGCAAUGGUGGAACGUUUGCAAGGAUCCUGUCAUGUGGCGAACUAUUCGUAUGCGCUGCACACGUAAUUCACCCAGUGCUUAUGUGGAUUUGGCAAAGAUAUGUUGCAAUGCUGUCAAAAGAAGUAGCAGUCAUCUCGAAGACAUAUAUAUUGAGCGUUUUUGCACCAGUGAUCUCCUCAAGUUCAUAGCUGAAAAUGGCAGUCACCUACUUUGCAUGGGGCUUGUAAAUUGCUCGAAGAUUACAGAUGAAGGAUUUACUGAAGCCAUGAGAAAGCUUCCACAAUUGGAGAAGAUUGACAUUUCACAUUGCCACCUAACCGAUGUUUCUCUUAAAGCCCUAGGUCGUUAUUGCCCUCUUUUGAAAUCCCUUAAAUAUUGUUCAUGGUCGCAUGAAUCUUGUGACUCUGAUAAAAUGGCGUUUGUUAUUGCUGAAACGAUGCCUGGUCUACGCCAUCUUGAUUUGAAAGGACACGAGCUCACUGAACUUGGUGUGCUUGCCAUUAUUGAUAGCUGCCCUCUUCUUGAGUCUCUUGACAUUAGUGAUUGUCAUUAUUUGACUGAAGAUUUGAAGAAAAGGUGCAUUGACCAGAUCAAGGAUUUGCAACUGCCAAGUCGUUAUAUCCAUGAAGACAACGAUUCUGAUGAUGAUUUUCAUUAUUGA
This is a messenger RNA of Medicago truncatula (barrel medic), 786 nucleotides long. Its product is annotated as putative F-box/LRR-repeat protein 23. Gene Ontology annotation, molecular function: protein binding. The transcript is spliced from 2 exons. Bases 1 to 786 code for a protein of 261 amino acids. NCBI's taxonomy places the organism in Eukaryota, Viridiplantae, Streptophyta, Magnoliopsida, Fabales, Fabaceae. The record is from RefSeq and is a predicted model, not a curated record.